Molecule: messenger RNA, 4310 nt
Organism: Neoarius graeffei (lesser salmon catfish)
Lineage: Eukaryota; Metazoa; Chordata; Actinopteri; Siluriformes; Ariidae
Product: synaptogyrin-1-like
Exons: 4
Coding region: 78-662 (194 amino acids)
Cellular component (GO): synaptic vesicle membrane; neuromuscular junction
Source: RefSeq, a predicted model, not a curated record
GAGUGCAAUCAUCCUUUUCUUUUUUUCUUUCUUUCUUUUUUUUUUCUUUUUUCGAGUCCGUCUCUGUCGCGGGGAAGAUGGAGGGCACGGCGUACGGAGCGGGCAGGGCCGGAGGAGCCUUCGACCCCCUCACCUUCCUCCAGCAGCCUCACACCGUCCUGCGCAUGGUCUCCUGGCUUUUCUCGUUAGUAAUAUUUGGCUGCAUUGCUAACGAGGGCUACGUGAACAGGCCCGAUGAGGUGGUGGAGUACUGCGUCUUCAACAGGAACCAGAACGCCUGUAACUACGCUGUAGGUAUGGGCACGCUGGCCUUCAUUUGCUGCAUGGCCUUCCUGGCCCUGGAUGUGUACUUCCCCCAGAUCAGCAGCGUAAAGGACCGCAAGAAAGCUGUGCUUGCAGAUGUUGGGGUGUCAGCGUUUUGGUCCUUCAUCUGGUUUGUGGGCUUCUGCUUUAUGGCCAACCAGUGGCAGGUGGCAAAACCUGAAGACAAUCCACUGAAGGAGGGCGCAGACGCCGCUCGCGCCACCAUCACCUUCUCUUUCUUCUCCAUCUUCACCUGGGCAGCCCUUGUAUACUUAUCUUUGGAAAGGCUACAAUCUGUGAAUUUUGAAGAAGAAUACCUCAAAUUGUUCCCUUCCCAGCCCCACCAGUCUUAUCUCUAACACGCUAACACACUUGCACAGGCUUAUAUCCCGGUUUAUUUUGUAAAAUGACUCAUUUUUAAACAAUGAACUAUUUUGAUACGCGUCUGCCCUUACAUUUAAGUGAGCAGUGUGCGGUAUUUCAAUUUCUGCCAACGCUCAUGUCACGUGCAUAUGAAACUUCUCUAGGGGUGUUCACACGGCACAUAUUUGCAUCGAUGCUGCACCGAUGUAUUUUGUUGCGAUGUAUCUUACACCGGUGUAAAUUUUGUGGAGUGUUCACACGUCACAAACCUGCUUACUAGAGAGAAGCGUGUUAGCACCGGUGCAGCCCCACUUGCGUUCACACGGCAGUUUUUGCGACCGUGGUAUACGAUAGUAAUAAUGCGGAAAUGAAAUAUGCGCAUGCGUGAAAACGUACUUCCUUUUCCCGGUUGUCAUGGCAUCACCAAGCGCCGGGAAAACAACGUGGAUGAAGACACCGGUGUUGCCAGAUACUGCUGACGUUUUCCAGCCCAAAAUAUGUUCAGAUCCACCAAAAUGCACUUAAAACCGCCCAAUCUGGCAACACUGGAAGACACGCAGUUCUGUUGUUGUUGAUAUUCGCCAUUUUGGAAGCGCAAAAUACCAGGAUGCAAAUUAUGCAAUGCCCGUAUGUAAUCAACUCUCCUGAUGCGUAGCGAGUCUACCCCUGUAGCGUUCAGACGUCCCAUUUUAUAUCGGUGCUGCCCCGCAAACUAGCAUUUACUCCGGAAUAAAUCUGUGAAACCACCUCCCGAGCAGGGUUAGAUUUGCACCGGUUUAAGCAGCUUUCAGGGGCUACACCGGUAUAACUUUGUACCGUGUGAACACUCUACCGGGGCAACCCCGGUGCUACACCGGAGUAAAAGUUGCCGUGUGAACACCCCUUCUUAUUUUGGACUGAGGGCAGACUGGAUGCUAUACUGACUCAUUAUUGCCUCUUGUGGUACAGAGUGGUAUUACAAGACGAACGGGUUUGUCUCUUGGCUGGCUGGUUGGCUGGCAUACUAACUUCAGUUGAUAUCUCUGCAACACAGUACAUCAGCGUCUUUGACAUAACACCAAAACUGUUAAUUCUUCAUUCUGUUGCGAAUUUUAGUUACUUUUUAAUGCUUUAAACUAACAUUCUGACAGAUUCUCACAUAUAGCACCUACGUUCGUAAAUGUUACUGAAAUAAAUAAGGGUGUAAUUCAUGUAAAAUUGAAUUAACGUACCAGUUAUACUCUAUGAUUUGAAGCUGAUCAGUUGGAAUUCACUUUACUUCGUCUCCUUGAUCGUAACUUUAAACAAGUGCUGCCAGGCAAAACAAACCUCGCCCAGCUGCACUUAUUUUAUACCUGUAUGUUGAUAAUGGUAAUAUUUCUCAAUCAUCAGCUGUCUGGUUAGCCUGGCAAGCCAGACUAAAUGUGAAUAUUUAGUCUGGCCUCGAUCCGUAGACAUUUCCGACGGGGAUGGGAGGAACAAACCGCUGUCUUUCAAACUGUCUCUGUGCGUAUAGGCCAACGCUCUGACCAAUCAGCGCAACAGUGACUGUGAUGUAGUCAUAGCGACAGAAAGCAGUGGGGGAGACCUUGAAAUAAAUAAUUUUUCUAAAUGCGUAUUAAUUAAUAAACAGGUUCUAGAUAUUAAGAAGUUUGGAGAUAAUGACCACAAGUUUGGAGUCUUUACCACAUACACUCAUUUUUUUUUCCAAGUGUUUUUCAAGGGUUUGCUUAAACUGUUUUUGAGAGUUUUUAUUUAGUGGUGUUUGGUGAAAUAAUUUCCCUUAAAUUUAAAAUAACGGGAAAAUAAGAAACAAUCAAAAAGUAAUGUUUCAAAGCUGUUUAUUAAUUCCUCGUACUGCACAAACUAGCCCCAUCCUUUUGGCUACGAGCGGAGCCAGCUGGUAGAUCAGACUUUUGCCAUAGCCGGUCGGCAAAACAGCGAAAACGUCCUUCUUGAAAAGGAAUGAGCGGAGAGCCUCUUCCUGCUCAUGUUUCAACAAAAACUCCAAGUCUAAUUCUUCUAAAACUGAUUCCAAAGCGGAGUCAAACUUGCGCUGUUCACUAGCCGUAGCCAUCUUUCCUGCUGCGCUUUCUCCAGCGUCACGCAGCUUUGUCGUCACUCCUGCAAAAGCCCGCCCAAAGAAUCCAAACAAAAACCUUGCGUUGUGAUUGGCGGGCACGAUUUGAUGCCCGGGGUGUUUUUGUUUAUAUGGUGCGAGGCUAGACCCAUUCGCUAGGCAAAAAUAUUUUUGGCCGCUAGGCGGGUGGGUCUAGUUUACUAGGCUACUGUCUGGUGAUAGUCCUAUGAAAAUCCAUGGCCUUGAGUUUGACAUUUCAGAGUCAUUCAAGGUCAAAGGUCAUGGUGCCAAAUGAAAACCCAUAUGGCACUUCAUAUAAGUUGAUCAUGGUAAAUAUCUGUCGACCAUCAACUGUUUUCAAGUGACAGCCCUCUGAAAAUCUGUGACCUUGAGUUUGACCUUUCGUGGUCACUCAAGGUCAAGGAUUAUGGUGCCAAAUGAAAGGCCAUAUGGGAAUUUCUAUAUACUCACAAUAGUAAACAUUUGUCUAUCAGCAACCGUUUUUGAGUUAUCAUGGAAAAUGUUAUUUUGACCGAAAGGUUGACCUAUCCGGUGACCUUGACCCAAUUACCCCCAAAAUUUAAUCAGGUAAUCAACGGACGAUUGCCCACCUACUUUGAAAAUUUGAAGUCAAUCAGUGCAACCGUCUAGACGCUAGAUUGUUAGCAGACACACAAACAAACAAACAAACUGAUGGGGCGUCGUGGCUCAGGUGGAUAAGGCGCCAUACCAUAAAUCCGGACCCGGGUUCGAUUCCGGCCCGAGGUCAUUUCCCGAUCCCUCCCCGUCUCUCUCUCCCGCUCAUUUCCUGUCUCUACACUGUCCUAUCCAAUAAAGGUUAAAAAAGCCCCCAAAAAAUCUUUUAAAAAAAAAAAACUGAUUACAAUACCGCGGGCGAGGUAACAAACUCCGAAGCUCUUGUUGGACACGUUUUUUUUCUGAACUAACUGGAGUUUCAUGAAUACAUGAAUUCUUUUUGUCAAUGCCCAUGCAUGCAAAUGAUUCAUGAAUAAAUCUGUUUGUCUUCCAGUUUGAUCAAUGAAAGCCAUUCAGCCAUGUUGUUGUUUUUUUUAAGUUAAAUCUUACUGCGUUUGUUAAUCAUAAGUUAAAAUGAAUUCUGCUUCACAUAAACAAGGUUCCAUCUUGUUUUAUAUGUAUGUAUUUGCCAAAAUACACACACAACUCUUGCUUAAUUGCCUCUUCACGUUGUACUGCGCUAAUUGCUGCACUGUACUAAUGACGCUCUCACUUUUCUUUCUCUCUCCCGGUCACAUAUUUACACCAACUCCUUCUUUGCUUUGCUUUGCUUUUACUUCCACCCCUUUUGUUUCAAUUUCUUUCAUGGAUUGUGGAUUGAAAUCCAUUAUCAUUGUUGAUUCCUCAUUUGUUACGCAAUGAAUUAACACCACUUCCAUCAUUUUUCAUUUUUUUUGCUUCCAACCUAUUCCGCUUGCUAUUCACUACCCUUUCCAAACCAAAUCCCCCAUGGCCAGGCAGGACAGUCCUUCCUGGCUUUCCAGCGCUUUAACUUGGGGGCAGAUUCGGCACUGUUCUCGCAGGACUACACCGACCCGAGCCAGGACGC